Protobothrops mucrosquamatus (brown spotted pit viper) is the source of this 894-nucleotide messenger RNA. Its product is annotated as nuclear distribution protein PAC1-like. Gene Ontology annotation, biological process: ribosomal large subunit assembly. The transcript is spliced from 7 exons. Gene Ontology annotation, cellular component: nucleolus. The record is from RefSeq and is a predicted model, not a curated record. Gene Ontology annotation, molecular function: protein binding. NCBI's taxonomy places the organism in Eukaryota, Metazoa, Chordata, Lepidosauria, Squamata, Viperidae. Bases 1 to 894 code for a protein of 297 amino acids.
AUGGCUAUGCAAGAGCACCUGCGAAUAAAGGAACGUCACCGCUGUUCAAUAACAGCUCUUGGCUACCAUUCAGCUCGACGGGAAUGUCUCACUGGAUUUGAAGAUGGAGUGAUCAAAUGGUGGGACAUGGAGAGUGGGCACAUGACCUUGUGCACCAAAGAACAUGCUGGCUGGGUCACCCACUUCCUUUCCUGGAUUCAGGCACGGCUCCUCUUCUCUGCCUCCAAUGACAGCUCUGUGCUGGUUUGGGCUCCAGGUGGUACAGUGCUUGACCGUAUUCUGUUGGGCUAUCCCAUCUUCACCUUGGCAAUCAGCCUGGCUCGGCAUCUCCUUCUUUGUGGGAGCAAAGGACGCCUGAUGGUUUUCCCCUUGGAUGAAAAAAGAGAAUCUGGGCACAUAGUCAACAUAACCCAAAGCUUUUCUGAAUGGACCCACAAAGACAUUGUGUCCUGCAUCACCUGCCUUGAUAACCAUAUUUAUACCGCUGGGUAUGACAAAAAACUACUGAUCUUUGACACUUACCAGACCCCAGGCAGAAAAGGCCUGACAAAGAAGCAGUGCAUCUCACGUGCCCAUAAUGCAGCCAUCACCCAUUUGAUUCUGGUGCGCCAGCAAGAAACCACAAGGUACAAGCUAGAUGAAGGACUUGGCUCCUUUGACCAGACGGUUGGCAUCUGGUCCCAGGAUGGCAAGUUGAUCCAGCGCCUCGGCCCCUUCAUCAGUAACAUAACUGGACUGUGCUAUGUAGCACCUAUUGGCGUUAUUUGGAUUACGAAUGGCACUUCCCAGCCCACCCUUUAUGAGCCGCAGUCUGGAGAAAUAGGCAAUCAGAAGGACGAGCUGGUUCUCCAGCAGCUCCUCAGCCUGCCAGACUCAAAGCAUGUGAUUGCCUAA